Molecule: messenger RNA, 2854 nt
Organism: Culicoides brevitarsis
Lineage: Eukaryota; Metazoa; Arthropoda; Insecta; Diptera; Ceratopogonidae
Gene: amon
Product: neuroendocrine convertase 2
Exons: 9
Coding region: 520-2439 (639 amino acids)
Biological process (GO): peptide hormone processing
Cellular component (GO): neuron projection; membrane
Molecular function (GO): serine-type endopeptidase activity
Source: RefSeq, a predicted model, not a curated record
AAGAGGCACAAAAAUUUCUAAAUUUUUAUUUUUUUUUACAUAAAUAGAAAAACUUCUGAGAGUGUAAAAAAUAUGCAGAUAGCAAAAAGUGUAAAAAAUCACAUUAAGUUCAACUUUUUUACUGCUUUUGUUUAACGAGUUAAUUAAAAAGAAAGUAAAAUUUAAGUUUAUGACAAGAUUUUAUCGAAGUCGAUGUGAAACGUGCAAGAAAAGCUCCUCUAAAAAAAAUAAAAAAGUUAAUUUUCAAUCAAAAUAAUUGACGAAAAAUAAGGAAAAUUCAAUUUUUGUCGAAAAUUGUGAAGAAAAAAGGCCGAAAAGGAGCAAAGCAGAAAAAGAAAGUGAAAAAUUUUAUUGAUUUUCCCGAGUUAAACGAGCUUACACACGAAAAAAAAGUUUAUUACGUCAAUACUUUAGUCAGCUGAACAUUUUUUGUGAUAAGAAAUUAUCAGUGAACUCGAUGUAAAUAAUUUUUAACGAAGGAAAAACCCGAGAAAAAGACAAAAAAUCAACAGAAAGGCAAUGCAAAUAUCAUGUUUGAGCCUCGUCAGGCUUUUAGUGUUCGUUUGCUGUUUCCUGCACACCACAAAAUCUUCCAAUGUGUUCACGAGUUCGUUCCUUGUGCGAUUCCGGCGAUCUGUGGAUAGUCAAAUUGCGCACGACGUCGCUCAUCGGAACGGCUUCGUCAAUCUUGGAGAGUUACCUGGAAGCGAAGGCACGGAAUAUCACUUUAGACAUAAAUCAUUGCCGCAUGUGAGAUCAAGACGGAGCAUCCCACACACACGAGUGCUGAAAAAGGAACCAUUGAUUCACACAGCGGUUCAGCAGCCUGGCUUCAAACGUGUCAAGCGUGGUUUCCGUUUGCCCUUGUUAAAACCGAGUCUCCCGGAUCCCGAUACGACAUCAGCUACCUUCGGAAAAGCCCCAACCGAUCCGUAUUUCCCGCUGCAAUGGUAUUUGCGAAAUACGGGACAGAAUGGCGGCAAAGUGCGCUUGGAUUUGAACGUGCAAGCGGCAUGGGAUCAAGGCUACACAGGCAAGAACAUCACGACGGCGAUAAUGGAUGACGGCGUGGAUUACAUGCAUCCUGACUUGAAGUACAACUAUAAUGCCGAGGCAAGUUAUGACUUCAGUAGCAACGAUCCUUAUCCAUAUCCAAGAUACACGGAUGAUUGGUUCAACAGUCACGGAACUCGAUGCGCCGGCGAAGUUUCCGCUGCUCGCGAUAACGGAGUUUGUGGGGUUGGCGUUGCUUAUGAUUCGAAAAUUGCCGGGAUUCGGAUGUUGGAUCAACCGUACAUGACAGAUUUGAUCGAAGCGAAUAGCAUGGGGCACGAACCGCACAAAAUUCACAUCUACAGUGCUUCGUGGGGACCCACAGAUGACGGCAAAACUGUCGAUGGGCCUCGUAAUGCGACGAUGCGGGCAAUUGUUCAAGGCGUGAAUGAGGGAAGGAAUGGGAGCGGAAAUAUUUAUGUUUGGGCAUCGGGCGAUGGAGGCGAAGAAGAUGACUGUAAUUGUGACGGGUAUGCGGCUUCGAUGUGGACAAUUUCGAUCAAUAGUGCAAUAAAUGACGGGCAAAAUGCGCAUUAUGAUGAAAGUUGCAGUUCGACGUUGGCGAGUACGUUCAGUAAUGGCGCCAAGGAUCCAAAUACGGGAGUUGCGACGACAGAUUUGUACGGAAAAUGCACAACGACGCAUUCGGGAACGUCAGCAGCGGCUCCAGAAGCGGCGGGAGUGUUUGCUCUCGCGUUGGAAGCAAAUCCUUCUCUUACAUGGCGCGACGUUCAACAUUUGACAGUCUUGACAUCCAAACGCAACUCCUUGUUCGACGCAAAAAAUCGUUUCCAUUGGACCAUGAAUGGAGUUGGCUUAGAAUUCAAUCAUCUUUUCGGAUUUGGCGUUUUAGAUGCCGGAGCGAUGGUAACUCUCGCUAAAAACUGGCAAAAUGUUCCCGCACGUUAUCAUUGCGAAGCCGGAGGCAUUUACAAAACUCAUCCAAUUCCGUCGUCAAAAUCCCUCAUUUUGAAGAUAAAAACUGACGCAUGUCACGGCACAGAAACCGAAUUGCGAUAUUUGGAGCAUGUUCAAGCCGUUAUUACCACAAAUGCGACACGACGAGGCGAUUUGGAAUUUUUCUUGACGUCUCCGAUGGGAACGAGAUCAAUGAUUUUAAGUCGACGCGCAAAUGACGACGAUCAUCGCGAUGGUUUCACAAAAUGGCCCUUCAUGACAACACACACAUGGGGCGAAUAUCCGCAAGGCGUUUGGACACUCGAAGUAAAAUUCAACUCACAAGAACCCCAAACGGGCUGGCUAAAAGAAUGGUCUUUGGUACUUCACGGCACACGAGAUCCUCCGUACAGAACAUUGUCGCCAGCUUCGCCUCAUUCAAAGUUAGCAAUAGUGAAGAAAGCUCAUGAGGAUCGAGAUAAAAUGUAAAUUUCUCAAAAAAAAAUUUAAUUUUUUCACUUAAAAUUUAAUUUAAUGAUUUAAAAUUUAUAAAAAAAAAAACAAAUUAUGAGACCAAAUUCAGUCAAUGACAGAAAAAAAAUGAAAAAUCAACAUGUUUCGAAGCCAAUUACGACAUUAGGUCACAGAAAACAACAACAAAAUAGACAAAAAAUGUACUUUGUGAUGUUUUACAAACAAAAAUAAUAUAUAUGAAUGUCGUGAGAGACACAAAAAUCCUUGGUAUUUAGCGAUACAUUUUGCACUAAUGUAUAACUUUCAUUAAAAAUGUAGAUUUUCGAUCCAAAAAUUAUAUAUUUAACAUAAAAACAAUCAUUUUCCUCUAAAAUAAUUAUCUUUUUUCUACAUUUUUAACGCACAUUCAGCCGUUCCAUAAAUAUUAUUA